This is a messenger RNA of Clonostachys solani, 939 nucleotides long. Lineage: Eukaryota; Fungi; Ascomycota; Sordariomycetes; Hypocreales; Bionectriaceae. The record is from the annotation of a GenBank genome assembly.
AUGCCUGUAUACAACUUUGACCCUGAACUCUUCUCGAGUCUGUCAAAUCAAGUUGUUGUCUUGACUGGUGGCGCCCAUGGUGUUGGCGAAUCAGUUGUCAGUACACUGUAUAGUGUGGGAGCGCACGUAGUUUUUGGCGACAUUGAUGAGACUGCUUGCGCUCAGCUCAUCCAAAACUUGAGCAAAAGUCAUCCUUCGAGCACCGGCUCCUUGGCCUUCCGCCGCGUCGAUGUGAGAAAAUACGGAGACAACCUUGGACUCUUCCAGGACGCCUUUUCUCGUCAUGGACGCGUGGAUCAUGCCAUGUCAAUUGCUGGGGUAACAGAGGGUCAAAACUGGUUUGAUCCUAGCCUGGACCUGACUUCGGUUGCAGCGCCUCCAUCGACGUCUGUGCUGGACAUUAACUUACUUGGGGCUCUCUACUUCGCUCGCAUAGCGGCGGUGUACCUACGACAGGGUCCUGAUUCUGGCCGUGACAAGUCUCUCAUGCUCACUGGCUCAUUGGCAUCCUUCAAGGAACAGCCCGGUCUAUGUGUAUAUCAACCUGCGAAGCACGGGGUCCUUGGCCUCUUCAGAGCGAUCCGAAAGAAUCUCUCUUCCCGGGGAAUCCGGAUAAACAUACUUUGCCCUGGACUUAUUAGCACUGCCAUGUCGACGAAAAUCCAGCAUAUCUGGGAGGAAAACAGCCUGCCUAUAAACACAGCUGAUCAAGUAGGUGACUACGCCCUGAGUCUGAUCACGAAGGGGCAGCAGAAGGAUGGAUCAAUCCGAACAGGGGUGGCCAUUUAUGUGGAGGGAGGGAAAGGAUGGGAGUUUGAAUCGGAGCUUGAUAGACUAGAUGAAGAGUGGAUGGGCGCCGAAAUGGCUCGAAACUGCGUUGAGAUAAAUCGAGUGCUUGGUGUUGGAGCAGCGUGGACCACUGAGAGGCCCAAGAUCUAA